AUGGAUUUAAGGAUAUCCGAGGGUUCGGGUACUAAUACCACCUUGGAUGACCAAUCGGUACAAUCGCCGACCAGAAGGGCAAAGGUUUGGGAGUAUUUUCAACAAGAGUUAGUUGAGGUUGAUGGAGUGAUGAAGGCUGUUUGCAAAUACUGUGGGACUAAGCUGACAAGUAAAAGGAAUUCAGGAACAAAUAGCCUUAGAAACCAUGUUGCAGAUACAUGUCCUAAAAUUUCAGUUGAGGAUCGCAAGCGAUUCAUUGCUACAAUGAGAAAAAAGCCAGGAGAAGGUUCAUUUGUGUUUGACCCUCGAAAGACUCGUGAGUGCAUGGUUAAGUGGUGCAUCAGUGCCGAGGUCGCAUUCAACAAGUUUGAUGAUCCUUUCUUUGCCCCGUGGAUGGAGUCAUUGCAACCAUCGUUCAGCGGUGUUGGGCGUCAGACAAUGAGAAAUGAUUGUAUUGCCAGAUUCAAGAUGAUGAGGCAAGAGCUAAGGAAUGAGCUACAGAGUCUUAACUCUCGGAUUUGCUUGACAUCUGAUCUUUGGACCUCAAAUUAGAAGUUGGGUUAUCUUUGCUUGACAGCCCACUACAUUGAUGCAAACUUUAUCUUGAAAAAGAAGACUAUUGCAUUCAAAGAUGUCAAAUAUCCACACACGGGCCUAGCAAUCGAAGAAGUAAUUACGAAGU
Molecule: messenger RNA, 682 nt
Organism: Zea mays
Lineage: Eukaryota; Viridiplantae; Streptophyta; Magnoliopsida; Poales; Poaceae
Product: zinc finger BED domain-containing protein DAYSLEEPER
Exons: 1
Coding region: 1-552 (183 amino acids)
Molecular function (GO): DNA binding
Source: RefSeq, a predicted model, not a curated record